This is a messenger RNA of Colletotrichum spaethianum, 2013 nucleotides long. RefSeq lists its product as uncharacterized. NCBI's taxonomy places the organism in Eukaryota, Fungi, Ascomycota, Sordariomycetes, Glomerellales, Glomerellaceae. The coding region runs from base 1 to 2013 and encodes 670 amino acids. The record is from RefSeq and is a predicted model, not a curated record. The transcript has 2 exons.
AUGUCAGAACUCGGAUAUCAGCGCCCAGUCACCUUCAAAGACGUCACUUCUCAGGCGGCCGAGUCUUCGAAGCGCUUCGAGGAGGCAAGGUGGAGGGCUCUCAAUCUCGAGGAUGAUCAACGGAAACGACGGCGUACGGAGCCACUUCAGAAAACUUCCUCCACCUCCCAGGGUCUCUCCGGCGAUGUGACGGACCUACCGGAGAGCAUUAAUGCUGCAACGGGGCAAACACUAGCUCCUAUACCCCCUUGUUACUCCGACCAUACCGGAACAUCGCUUGGCGGCUCUUUCACCUUGCCGUGGGCCCUGUUCGACAACUUCGACACGACUUACGGUUUUGCCUCCAAUGCCCUUCUUCCGGAAGACCAAUCCCAUGGCAGAGCAGUCAUUUCGGAAGAGGACCCACUUGACCAGGACCACACGACAGCCGCCAAACCAAUCAAUAACUCCCUUGCCGUAUCAAGGGGAGGACGGGGUGAUCCACCGCCGGCAUUUACAGAACCCUCGAGCCCUGCUUUGACACCAACACCUUGGGACGAGUUCAUCGUUUCCGAAAGGUCGUCAUCUGGUUCAACAGGAUCCCCGCCGUCGCCCUUGGGCGAGCCAACAACCGACUGCCAACUUUCCCUGCCUCUAGAGGAGGUGCUGAUUCAACACUUCGACCAGAACGUCAUUCCUUCCAUACCCGUGGCUCUCGCCUUCCCGAGCCUCUUCCGCCAAAGUAGCUUUUUUCGAUUUGCCGUGCUAGCACUUGCCGCCAGCAACUUGAAGUUGACGCGCCCCCUUCCACUAGACUCGAAGAUCCUUCGAGAAGCUUGUCAUGACAAGAGCGUGUGGCUUUACUAUGACACAGCGGUCAAGGGCCUGCAAGAUCAAUUGCAGCAUGUGGAAACCCACCACGGAGAGGAGUUGGCGGGUGCGGCAUUGCUUCUUGCGUAUCACGAAAUCGAGGCAGGGACGGCUUUGGGUAUCCGAAACCACGCUACCGGCCUUGACGCCAUCGCCUUAAAGUUGGACUUUGCCGCUUCCUCGGUACCCGAUCUCUUCAAGGCCUGGCGCAUGCUUCGAUACGACGUGCGAUUCAUGAUGACACCAACAAGGAGGACUUACAACGCUGUAGACAGCUUUGAUAUCUCCAGUCUACUCGACCCCCAGCUUGCCAUCCGAGAUAUCCUGUUGAGACUCUGGGGUCUGCACGCCAGGUUUGCGAUGGAGGCUACAUUCGCCCAAGACACCACCAUCGACGGCGCCAGUGCAUCCGAAAAGGCCGCAUCGUGGCUGUUGUCGGUGCUCGGCCGGAAAUGCGAUCACCGUAAUUUCCAUCUUCGUGACUUCCACAGAGAAAACCUCACGUCGGGCUUCAUCCUCCAACAGUGCGAUGUCUUCACCCGCCGUCUGGACAACUGGCACAAGGCGUUGUGCGACCACGACAUGCCCAUCGUCAAGCUGGGCAACGAUUCGGACAUAGUCAGCGGUCCUACCUUCGAAAGCUUUGUCACGUACAGAUUCGCGAAUGAUGGCAAGGCCUUGGAGUAUGCCAUGUACCUUGUCUGCCGCAUGGCAUGCAGCUAUCUUCGCUCCUUGUUCGACUCCUCUAUCGCAUCAUCGGCGACCGACGCUUUGGGCAAGGUGCUUCUCGGAAUUGUCUGUGGUAUGAACAUUCAGCAGAGACAACAGUUUACAGUUUUUCGGGUCGACGUUGUGCUUAGGAUGGCUGCAAGCAUGUCCGAGGGAACCAACUUCAUAACAACGAUCCUCGACUGUCUUCUGCCCAAGCUCAUGGCGUUGGGCCUCACUGGGCCCGAUAUUGUUGCUUGGGUUCAUCUCAAGUCGUCCCUAGAGCUUGAGCUAAGGGAGAGAAGGAAGGGACGGGUCAUCAGAAUGACCAUCGAUGGGAUCGAAGAGGACUGCGAGAUGUGGCAGAUAGUGAGCGGACAUCCGAUUGCCGCCUUUGGCGACUACAAUGGGAAGGGAUACUUCAGGGACUGUUAUGCCAUCGAGUGCCUGGGAUAA